Messenger RNA from Archocentrus centrarchus (flier cichlid), 4551 nucleotides. It is a transcript of the gene insrb, whose product is annotated as insulin receptor b. Gene Ontology annotation, biological process: glucose homeostasis; multicellular organism development; protein autophosphorylation. Gene Ontology annotation, cellular component: axon; plasma membrane; insulin receptor complex. Gene Ontology annotation, molecular function: insulin receptor activity; insulin receptor substrate binding; ATP binding. The record is from RefSeq and is a predicted model, not a curated record. NCBI's taxonomy places the organism in Eukaryota, Metazoa, Chordata, Actinopteri, Cichliformes, Cichlidae.
AUGAGGCGGCUGACGCUUAAACUGCGAGCACAAAUGGUGUUUUUUAUCAUGGCCACCUGCAUUAUAUGCCAGUGUGGACUAAUAAACGGAGAAAUCUGCCCAAGCAAGGACAUCCGGAAUAAUGUGACCAACCUCCAGCUGCUGGAGAACUGCACCAUCAUCGAGGGCCAUCUAAAGAUUCUGCUUAUGUUUAAGACCAGGACGGAGGACUUUCGCGGCCUGAGCUACCCGAAGCUGCGAGUAGUGACCGACUACGUGCUGCUGUUCAGGGUCUAUGGCCUGGAGACCCUCAGCGAGCUAUUCCCCAACCUGACAGUGAUUCGCGGCAAUAACCUCUUCUUCAACUACGCGUUUGUGCUUUACGAAAUGCUGCAGCUGAAGGAGGUGGGCCUUCACAGCCUCAUGAACAUCACCCGGGGUGCUGUGAGGAUAGAGAAAAAUCCAGACCUGUGUUACCUGGCUACCCUGGACUGGUCUAAGAUCCUGGACUCAGUGGAGGACAACUUCAUCGUGGCCAAUAAGAAUGAAAGAGAAUGUGGAGACGUGUGUCCUGGCAUAGCCCAAGGUCAGACCGUCUGCCCUCAAAGCACCAUCAAUGGAAACUUCAGGGGACGAUGUUGGUCGCAGAAUCACUGCCAGAGAAUGUGCUUGGACAACUGUAAGCACAGUGCCUGCAGCCUCCAAGGCCAGUGCUGCCACGACCAGUGCCUGGGUGGCUGCUCUGAGCCAGGUAACGCCAGCAGCUGCGUAGCCUGCCGGAACCUCCAGCAUGGGAACACCUGUGUAGAGAAAUGUCCUCCUGGAUACUACGUCUUCAGAGGGUGGCGCUGUGUCAGCUUUUCUUUCUGUCAGGACCUCCAUAACCAGUGUAAGCAGACAAAGAAACAAAACCAGGACCGGGAGUCAAGCUGCUAUGAAUAUGUCAUCCACAAUGGAGCCUGUAUCCCAGAGUGCCCUUCUGGAUACUCCAGUAUAAAUUCCACUACGCUGACUUGCUCGCCGUGUGCGGGCUUGUGUCCUAAAGAGUGUGGGGGAAAUAAGACGAUUGACUCGGUAACUUCAGCCCAAGCUUUGAGAGGGUGCACUGUUGUUAAAGGCAACAUGAUCAUCAAGAUUCGAGGAGGGAAUAACAUAGCAGCUGAAUUGGAGGCUAGUUUGGGUCAGAUUGAAGAGAUCACAGGCUACCUGACCAUUCGCAGAGCUUACGCCUUGGUCUCCCUUUCAUUCCUCCGGAAACUACGUGUCAUCAGGGGAGAGCAUCUUGAGGCAGAUGUCUAUGCCUUCUAUGCACUGGACAACCAGAACCUCCGUGAGCUCUGGGAUUGGUCCAAGCAUAAUCUAACCAUCCUGCGUGGUCGUACAUUCUUCCACUACAACUCUAAGCUUUGCAUGUCUGAAAUCCGAAAGAUGGAGCAGGUGACAGGAACCAGGGAUCGAAACCAAAAGAACGACAUCGCUACGCGCAACAACGGGGACCAAGCUUCCUGUGAGACAAAGCUGUUGAAUUUCACUGUGAUCAAGACCACGUCGACUAUGAUUAUGCUGAAGUGGGAGCCAUUUUGGCCCACAGACUUUAGAGACCUGCUGGGAUUCAUGGUUCUCUACAAAGAGGCGCCAUAUAAGAAUGUGACCGAGUUUGAUGGACAGGACGCCUGUGGUUCUAACAGCUGGGUGAUCGCUGAUGUCGAGCCGCCGUCUCGUCCCACGGACGGAAAGAAGGCAGAAGAUCCGGGGCACCUGAUCCGACCGUUGAAGCCCUGGACCCAGUAUGCCAUCAUGGUAAAAACCCAGCUGUCUGCUUCUGAUGAGCACCAGGUUCACGGAGCCAAGACCAAGAUCAUCUAUGUUCGCACAGAUGCCUCUAAACCCUCUGUUCCUCUGGACCCCAUCUCUUCAUCUAACUCCUCCUCUCAGAUCAUCCUAAAGUGGAAACCGCCCGCCAAUCCCAAUGGCAACAUCACCCACUACCGGGUCAUCUGUCGUAAGCAGCAGGAGGACAGCGACCUGUACAAGUUUGACUACUGCCUGCAAGGAAUGAAAGUGCCGUCUCGCAUCCCGACCCAUUUGGACAGUGAGGAUGAGCAGAAGUGGAACCACACAGAUGAGCCCACCUCAGGGGGCAAGUGCUGUGCCUGCCCCAAGACAGACAGCCAGCUAAAGAAGGAACAGGAGGAGAUAGAGUACCGCAAGACCUUCGAGAACUACCUACACAACGAAGUCUUUGAGAGCAGACCAACUCGGCGGCGGCGCUCGGUGGGAGUUGCCAAUGCCACCCAGCCCCCUCUUUUCCUUACAUCAGUCCCCAGUCUGCAUUUUGGCUCAACCACAAUCUCCCCUGAUGGCGAGGACCAAGAGGAAUCCAAGGUGGAACAAAAGGUGUUCUCAAAGGAGUCAACCGUCAUCGCCAACCUGCAACACUUUACCAGUUAUAAAAUAGAGAUUAUAGCCUGCAACCAUCUGACAGACCUCAAACGCUGCAGCAUGGCUACUUAUGUCAGUGCCCGAACUAUGCCAGAGGAGAAAGCAGAUGACAUCCCAGAGCCUGUGACUCAUGAGAUAGUGCCAGGCGAGACUCCCUAUGUGUUGAUUAAUUGGAAUCCACCUGUCAACCCCAAUGGCCUCAUCAUCCUAUAUGAGGUCUUCUACAAGAAGGUUGGAGACACAGAGGAUCUCACGUUUUGUGUGUCACGGCCGGCCUACCAGAAGUUGGGUGGCACGAAGCUUUCACUUGUGCAGCCUGGAAACUACAGCGUGAGGGUUCGGGCCACCUCGUUGGCAGGAAAUGGCUCUUUUACAGAAACCAUUUACUUCUUCAUGCCCAACCCUGAUCAAGGCUUGGUGUGGAUUGUAAUGGGUCCCGUCAUUUGCUUCAUCCUGCUGCUUGUUGUGGGAGGUGGAGCCUUUGUGUACUUCAAAAAGAGGGAAACCGAAGGGCCACUAGGAGAUCUCAUCACUUCACCAAACCCUGAGUACUUCAGCGCUAAUGACAUGUAUGUUCCUGACGAGUGGGAGGUGCCCCGGGAGAAGAUCGCACUGCUCAGAGAGCUGGGUCAGGGCUCCUUUGGUAUGGUGUACGAAGGAGUUGCCAAAGACAUCAUCAAAGGCGAUCCCGAGACACGCGUAGCUGUCAAGACGGUCAAUGAAUCGGCCAGCCUGAGAGAGAGGAUCGAGUUUCUCAACGAAGCCUCCGUCAUGAAGGCUUUCAGCUGUCACCACGUGGUACGUCUGUUAGGCGUGGUGUCCAAAGGUCAGCCCACCCUGGUAGUGAUGGAGCUGAUGACCCACGGUGACCUGAAAAGCUAUCUGCGGAGUCUCAGGCCAGACUCUGAGAACAACCCAUCAGGCUGUCCACCACCUACUCUGAAAGACAUGCUCCAGAUGGCAGCAGAAAUUGCCGACGGCAUGGCUUACCUCAACGCCAAAAAGUUUGUCCACAGAGACCUUGCGGCGAGAAACUGCAUGGUGGCGGAGGACUUCACCGUCAAGAUCGGAGACUUUGGUAUGACACGAGACAUCUAUGAGACGGACUACUACCGUAAAGGAGGGAAGGGCCUGCUUCCUGUCCGGUGGAUGGCGCCUGAGUCUCUGAAGGACGGCGUCUUCACUGCCCACUCUGACUGCUGGUCUUUUGGUGUUGUGCUGUGGGAGAUCAGCACACUAGCCGAGCAGCCUUACCAGGGUUUAUCCAAUGAGCAGGUUCUGAAGUUCGUCAUGGAAGGAGGAUUCCUGGACCGACCAGAGAACUGCCCUGAGAGGAUGCACAGCCUUAUGCAGAUGUGCUGGCAGUACAAUCCCAAGAUGCGGCCAACGUUCCUUGAGAUCAUCGAGAUGCUGCGGGACGAUCUGGACCCAUCUUUCCAGGAGGUCUCCUUCUUCUACAGCGAAGAGAACAAAGUCCCUGAGACAGAGGAGUUUGACCUGGACCUGGACAACAUGGAAAGCAUCCCCCUGGACCCGUCUUCAUAUUCUCAGAGAGAGGAAAGCUUAUCCAGGGACAGCGGGCCUUCAGUGGCCCUAAGGGGGAACUAUGAGGAGCAUGUCCCCUACACACAUAUGAACGGUGGCAAGAAAAAUGGAAGAAUUUUAUCAUUGCCCAGAUCCAGCCCUUCCUAACAUUUCCUUUUUCCUUUAAAGGACUUAUUAAAACUUUCCCACCCCUCCUCCCUUCUGAUCUAUUUUUCUGUAUCCAUCAUGUUCUUAUCCUUUUUCUAAUGAUUUUCUUAUUCUCGGAGAAGCCCGUCAAAAAAAAAAAGAAAAAGAAAAAAAAAAGACACAAAUCUCAGGACUUUUUAUUUUCUUCCUCGUGGCUGCCGAACAGGCAAAGGAAAGGAUGCAAACACGGUGAACGUUUUUUUUUUUUUGUUGUUGUUUUUAAACUUGCUUGCUCCACAACACAUCAGACUUUGUAUUACCAGAAAACCAAACUAUUGUUUUUCACUAUUGCCACGUUUCCAGGACUCCUUGUGAGGGAAACAGGAAAAAGCAAAGAAAAGAGAGAAAAAAAAAAAUGUGAACACAACAAACUUUAGACAACCAAGAAGGCUGCUUGUG